GAGAAGGUCAAGAAAAUUAGCAGUCAUCGUCUUCGUCAUCAUCGAUCGAUCUAUUCUAGAAGAAAUGGUGGCGAACAGUGACCCGAACCAAGAUGGAUCAGACGAGCAACAGAGGCGAUCGGAGAUAUACACAUACGAAGCUCCAUGGCAUAUAUACGCUAUGAAUUGGAGCGUCCGUCGAGACAAGAAGUAUCGUUUAGCCAUCGCUAGUUUACUUGAGCAGUAUUCAAAUAGGGUUGAGAUUGUACAGCUAGACGAUUCCAACGGAGAGAUACGUUCCGAUCCAACACUCUCCUUCGAGCAUCCUUAUCCUCCUACUAAGGCUAUCUUCAUUCCAGAUAAAGAAUGCCAGAAGCCUGACCUUCUCGCUACAUCCAGCGAUUUCCUCCGCAUUUGGAAAAUCAACGAAGAUCGAGUCGAACUCAAAAGCCUACUCAAUACUAACCGUAACAGUGAGUUUUGCGGUCCUAUUACUUCCUUCGAUUGGAAUGAAGCAGAACCUAGACGCGUCGGUACUUCCAGCAUCGAUACUACCUGCACGAUUUGGGAUAUUGAACGCGAGACUGUGGAUACUCAAUUAAUCGCUCAUGAUAAGGAGGUUUAUGACAUUGCCUGGGGCGGGGUCGGCGUUUUUGCAUCCGUCUCUGCCGAUGGAUCCGUCAGGGUUUUCGAUCUUAGAGAUAAGGAGCAUUCUACCAUCAUCUAUGAGAGUUCAGAGCCGGAAACCCCCUUGGUCCGCCUCGGCUGGAACAAGCAGGAUCCUAGGUAUAUGGCUACCAUUAUUAUGGAUAGUGCUAAGGUAGUUGUGCUUGAUAUCCGCUUUCCAACUCUCCCUGUCGUGGAACUACAGAGGCAUCAGGCUAGUGUGAACGCCAUUGCAUGGGCUCCUCAUAGCUCCUGCCACAUAUGUACUGCCGGAGACGAUUCUCAGGCGCUAAUUUGGGAUUUGUCUUCCAUGGGUCAACCUAUUGAGGGCGGUUUGGAUCCAAUUCUUGCUUAUACUGCAGGUGCAGAAGUCGAGCAACUUCAGUGGUCAUCUUCGCAACCUGAUUGGGUUGCUAUAGCAUUCUCUAGUAAGCUUCAAAUCCUGAGGGUAUGACUUUCAAUCAUCUUAUUAAUCUAAUUCCUGUAUUUUGGGGAUAUGAGACCUUUCAAUCUGUUGCCUUAGAGAACUUGUAGCUUUUUCUGAAACCUUUUUUAUGUUGAUUUCAACUGAGUUCUUUUUGUCAAUGAACAUCUAUC
This is a messenger RNA of Impatiens glandulifera, 1242 nucleotides long. RefSeq names its product WD repeat-containing protein LWD1. NCBI's taxonomy places the organism in Eukaryota, Viridiplantae, Streptophyta, Magnoliopsida, Ericales, Balsaminaceae. The record is from RefSeq and is a predicted model, not a curated record. Bases 65 to 1099 code for a protein of 344 amino acids. Gene Ontology annotation, molecular function: protein binding. The transcript has a single exon. Gene Ontology annotation, cellular component: nucleus.